UUUUAUUGUUUGUUUACAUUUCAUUUUCCCUGGUUUAUUUGAAUGUUUAUUAUUUUAACUUCGAUUUAUUUUGUGAAUGUGCGUUUUUAUUGUGUAAGUUGUUCGGCGUUAGUGCAAUUUAUUAUAUAGAAUGGCCCAAUCCGCCAAAAAAUAUAUUCGUCGCUGCGUUGUAAGUAGAUGCCAAAACAAUUCACAAAAUUUCCCAGACAAAAUAUUUUUUGCCAUGCCAAUUAAAGGAGAAAGGAGACUUUCAUGGCUAUUAGCCAUGGGAAAAAAGAUACAUGAAUUUCCUAAAGGACAUUCUCUAUUUGUUUGUGAAGACCACUUUGAUGUUGAAACUGAUAUGCAAGAUUUUAUGAGAUGGAAAAUUAUGGGAGGUCGUAACAUUCUCAAACAAGAUGUGGUUCCGCACAAGCUACUGGAAAUGGAUGAUACUAUAUGUCCAGAUCCAAAGAAACCAAGAUUAGAUAUUGAAACUGACAUGCAAGAUUUCAUGAGAUGGAAGAUUAUGGGAGGUCAUAAGAUCUUGAAACAAGAUGUUGUCCCACACAAGUUACUGGGAAUGAGUUUGGAAACAGAAAAGCAAACCUCUAUGAAAGGUAAGCACAGAAAAGUGGCAAAUAUAUUGAAGCCAAAGGUGGUUCCCCAUCUUUUCGAGUGUCAAGAUAAUGCUGCCAAUGAUGGUGCAGUGGCUUCCACGUCAAGGGAUAUUUCAAAUUAUAACAACUUAAGCUCCUCGGAGGUAGACGACUCAUACUUAGACGUUCCUGAUUUAUUGCCAGAACGUCAACCCACUCCCUUAGAUGCAUCUAUUGUCAAAAUCGAAAUUGAAAACGAACCUUUGAAAAUCAAAAAUGAACCUUCGAUAACCCAGAAUAAUCUACUAACAUCUGAUACUCAUGGAGAAUCAACAUUGCCCUUCAUAAAGGCUGAACCCUUAGAGGAAUCGGACCGGUUAGCUUCGGAAACUGUUGAUCAAUUAGACGAAUCUGAACGUCAAUCGAUUCAAUGGUUUUUCGAUGGUAUGGCCAAGACCGUUAUGACUUUACCACUAUCUUUUGUUAGCAGAAUUAAAGCAGAAGUGCUGCGACUGGUUAUCGAUAUAGAAAUGGAGGCAAAUCUGAAAAAAAUGGGACAAUUGACGAAACCAAGCAGAAAAAUUGACAAGAUUGCUGCAAGUAAUGAGACUGAACCAAGAAUUAAAAUUGAAAAUGAGGAUGACGGAGAAGCAGAGGCCUCAGACGAACCUGACCAACCAGACUUAGUAGAUCCAGAAUUAAUAUUAGAUCUAGACCAUGAUGCAAACUACGAACCCUCGGCCAAAAAGAAGACAAAAUCAAAAACUGAAGCACCUAUACCAUCAUUGUCACCAUUAGAGGUCAACAGAACUGCAAGAACCCUACACGAACCCGUGGAGUCGUUUUUUCAAAGCGUAGCAUGCACAGUGAAGUCAUUUCCACCGCCAUUUGUCUGUAAAGCCAAAGUGGCAGUGCACAAAGUGAUUUCAAAAAUGGAGGUUGAAGUCUGUAGAAGUCAUCAGAGUGGUUAUCGAGAUGGUGGAGGUGGAGGAGAUAAAACAGUAAAGAGAUAAUAGUUCAUGGCGCCAUCUUUAAGCAAGUGGUGCGAAUUAUUAAGAUUUUUCUUAUUUUUUUUUGUAAAAAUCUUUGUUGACCUCAAUGAGAGAAAGUUAAGUUUGCUUAGUAUAAUGAUAUUUGUAUCGAAAAACUCAUAAUAAUAAUUAUUUAUUUAUUUAUUAACAGUCAAAGGCUAUGUACAAUAACAUUAAUUUACGUUAAGCUUAAAUUUAUUGAAAGAGGAGUUGAAAAAAUCAAUAGAAGGUGGUAGCCUAUUUGCUUCCCUGCAUAUUAUAGAUUUAUGUGAAUAAAAGCCAUAAUUUGUUACAUGUGAGAAUACACCAAAGGUAAUAUUUUGUGGACUUUGUCUUGUUGGUACCGUACCUUAAAAUUAAUUAGUUGCAACAAAACCCUGAACAAUGUGCAUACAUUAAAGUACAAUCUUCUUUUUUCUAGUGAUGAUUUCUCUAAGAGAACCAAUAAUUGAAGUUCAUCCUUUGGAAUACUCAGUUGAUAUCCUAUAUGACAGAAACUUUUGAUGGACUUUCUCAAUUUCAUCAAUCCAUUUUUAAUAAUAGGAAAACCAUGCAGGACAAGCAUAUUCAGUGACACAUAUGACUACUACUGAACAGUAAACAUUUUUCAAUGUAUAUAAUAUGUUACUGAAAUCUUGCAGAGAAAGAAUGACAAGUCCGAGCAAUUUAAUUGACCUAUUUUUUUGGUAUUCUAUGUUUGGUCCGAAUGUGAAUUCUUUAUCAAUUUAUCAUCCCCAAUGUCCUUUAAAAUCUCCUCUCUAAUCAGUUCCUGAUUAUUUAAUAUAUGAGUAUACAAUGAGUAUCUUCAACCGGUAGAAACUGAUUGUACAACAUUUACCUACAUUGAGUUCCAACCCAUUAGACUGACACCACACAGCAAAGCUUUGUAGGUCUUCUUGAAGUUUUAUACAAUCACUUUCACAACAAAUAACCUUUAAAAUGUUCAAAACGUCUGCAUACAAUAAAAUUUUGCUGUGACGAAUACAGUCCUGCAGAUCAUUUAUAAAGCAGUUGAAUAACAUAGAUGAUAGAUGGCUUCCCUGAGGCACACCCGAUGAUACAUUGAUUAUUGAAGACAUAAGAUUUUUCACUUUCACACCUGUGUUUGACCUGAUAAAUAACUGCUCAACCAAGUCAGCCGAGUUCCGCGAACACCCUUUGCUUCCAUUUUUUCAAAUUUAAGCAGAAUGAUGUAAAGUCUGUGUACACGUAAUCCACUUAGCAACGUUCUUCCAUAGCUGCAACUACAAACUGAUGAUAUUCUCGCAAGUAUGGUAGAUUUUCCUUAAUUCGAUGGGUGAGCCAGGCAAUAACUUAAAUUGUGAUCCUGAUGACAUCAUACCUACCAGUUGAAUUUUCAAAGGACACAAAAUUUGUAUUACAUAUUAGUAUAUUACCUAUAUUGUUCAAUCUUUCUCUGUCUAGUGGAGUUUGCCCAGACAUCGAGACAUCUCGUCUUCAGAAAUGGUGAACUACAAAUCUCAAAAAACUUAAAUCUAUCUAAAAUUUUAGAAUCUUGUGAACAAAUGCCUAUUUCCCCUUCCCCUUGAGUUUUUCAAGGUCACUUGUGCGACCUUGGGUUGGUAUGUGACUUUGAGUUAAUAUGCAACCUUGGGUUGGUAUGUGACCUUGAGUUGUAAGUACCUACACUAUUAUAAUAAGAAGGUAUUUUGUAUGACAUCAAAGGGAAGUGUUACAUAAUUAUAGUAGCCAAAUUUGGAAAAUGUCAGCUGACUGUCGGGAAAUAGGUAGGACAUGCCACGAUGCAUGGCACGUAGUCCGGAAACAUGGUGAUCAUCAUGUCACAUUGUUUGAUCGUCGUUUAUGUUAACCGUUUACCAUAGUUUUUUGUAAAUAUGUGGAAUUUAAGUUUUUUGUUUAGUAUUUUUACAUUGAGACCCUGAUAGAAUUAGAGUUUGUUAUUAAAUAUUUUUGUAAUGAAAAUGCCAAUAAAAGAAAUCAACAUG
Ceutorhynchus assimilis (cabbage seed weevil) is the source of this 3576-nucleotide messenger RNA. The record is from the annotation of a GenBank genome assembly. NCBI's taxonomy places the organism in Eukaryota, Metazoa, Arthropoda, Insecta, Coleoptera, Curculionidae.